Molecule: messenger RNA, 2514 nt
Organism: Puccinia graminis f. sp. tritici CRL 75-36-700-3
Lineage: Eukaryota; Fungi; Basidiomycota; Pucciniomycetes; Pucciniales; Pucciniaceae
Exons: 7
Coding region: 1-2514 (837 amino acids)
Source: RefSeq, a predicted model, not a curated record
AUGAUGAAGAAAUGGGCUCUGGUGCUUCAACAGGGCCAUCUCCCACGAAUUCUGACAGGGUUGAUUUGGACUCCGCAUGGUACCCUUUCGCCAAUAAAGAGUUUCAUGUCGCGCAAACUGUAUGAUAAAAUUCGAUCUAUUUUAAUAUUGGGCCACUUGGAUCUACCACACUGGGACACAAUUAGGAGGACCAGAACUGGCAUUUCAAAAAUGUUAAAUGCCGAAUUGAAGCAGAACCUGUCUGUGUUGAACAACAAGACUUUCAUGAUAAGUUUGACAAAUAUCAUUGGCAAUGAACUGGCCAACCCCUAUGUAGUGCCAGACUUGGAAUUCAUUCCUCACGACCCCAAGGGGAAAAACAUCUAUGCCCUACACCAAAGUGUAAAAUGGAGGGAAGAUCUAUCGCCCGAGACAAGAGUGCAAAUGGUUGAAUAUUCAGGAAAACAUUGGUACAUAUACGAGCCGGUCAUGCUUAGAUGGCAAACCCAGCCAAUUGUGGUGCCCAUUUUUUUCUACAAAUUUAACAAUGAAGUCUAUUCCAAAUGCAUUCAGCCAAAAUUUGAAACCUUACGAACCGAAGAUGCACAGCCUGCUCUGGGGCGUGGGGCACCCACCAUAAGAUAUGAAGUGCCUAAUCCAUGGCGAACACGCGCGGGCGGAAAAGUGAUUCGCCAUGUCCCCAUCACAUUAUAUUCUGAUGAUACCUCUGGAAACAAGUCUAAAAGAUGGAAUAAACAUGUCUCAUACUGCUUCACCCUCAGUGGAUUACCACCGGAAAUGUCAAACCAGGAAUACAAUGUGCACUUUAUAUCGACAUCAAACAGAGCUGGGCCUUUGGAGCUUGCUGAGCCCAUAGUAGAAGAGCUAAAUGAAUUAGCCACCAAAGGCUCAGUUGCAUAUGACAUCAGCCUUGACCAAGAAGUGCUGUUCAUGAGUGUACCACUCUGUUUCUUGGCAGAUUCUCCAAUGGCAGCUGAGAUUACCAACACACCAAACCCUGGUUCCUCAAACAACCCCUGCCGUAUGUGUCAUUUGAAAUGCCCCCAAGGCGGAGAAAGAAGCUCCAUGAGCUAUAUCCGAGAAUUUUUUGGAUGUCCAAACCUACCAGGAAAACGAAUUUGGAGUGAAACUGUUGCAAAUACCCAGGACUUGUGGGUCACCUCUCAAUCUAGCACCCAGAAAGAAUAUGAAAGAAAACAACAACUUUACGGCCUCAAGGACAGGAUCAAUUCCCAAAUCAUAGAACUGAAACACUCAACACUUGAUGAAAGGCAACGUAUUAUUCAAAUGCAGCAGGACACCCCACUCCGAAUAUUCAACCCAUGUUGCUUCCUCAAAGGCUUUGAUGGCUGCCUGGACACCCCGGUUGAAAUACUACAUGUAAUCCUUCUUGGAGUGGUCAAGUAUUUGUGGAAAGACUUCAUGAGUAGAAUGAAUGAAGAUCAACUAAAUGAACUUGAGGCACGAUGGGGAGCAUUCAGCACGGAAGGCCUAAGUGUGCCACCCAUUCAGCCCCGCUAUAUGAUUGCACACUACAAGAGUCUCGUAGGCAAAGAAUACCGGUUGAUCCUUCAGUCUGCCCCAUUUGUAUUAUUUCCUCUGAUGACAAUGGAGGAGAUAGACUUAUGGACUGCAUUAUGUCACAUUGGAAGUAUGGCUUUUCAGACACACAUAGAAAACAUGGAUGAAUACAUAUGGAAACUCACACAUUGGAUUAAGGUCUUCUUAUUUAAUGUGGCCCAAAUGAAUGCAAGGUGGGUCAACAAGCCAAAAUUCCACCACUUAAUUCACUUGGCAGAAUCUAUCAGACGAUAUGGACCUGCGGCCUUGUUUGCUACAGAAAAAUUUGAAAGCUACAAUGGUGUGGUGCGGAACAGCUCAAUCCACUCGAACAGACAGAGCCCAGGCAGAGAUAUUGCAACUAGCUUCAACAACUAUCACAUCAUGCGGUGGUUGUCAUCAGGAACUAAACUAUACAACCAUGAGACCAAAACAUACUUCACAGCUUCACCUGAAAUUACAAAUAUAUUCAAACACAAUUUGAACAUUCAACAAUCAAUGGGAUACAACACCCGCUCAUUACCAAAUGGCCAUCAGAGGCCUACUAUCCAUGGACCCCGUGGGAAACCAACCCCAUAUGAAGAUAUUCCAACUAUUUUGAAAAGCAAUUUCCCUUCAUAUCCCAUCCAGAAAAUAUCAGCCUUGAAGGUAAACCAAAAGAAUGUCAUCAGGCCUGGCACAUUUGUACUGGAAGAGUCCCCCAGUAAUCAACAUGGGACCAUUGGAUACGUGGAAAACAUAUGGGAAGUAGCCAGAAAUCAAUUUCACGUUCAACUUAAUCGAUGCCAAAAAACUGGAGUUCUACCACUAAAUGGCACGACAAUCCUUGUCAAAACCUUCACAUAUGGAUAUGUACCAGCCCAGGCAGAAGAACCAUGCCUCCAACAGGAAGACAAGAGGGCAACUCCAUCAGUCAUCAUAUCCAACACAGAGACACUAACAGUUUCCUGUUAA